AUGGCUUACGAGCUCAGAGAUAGAAAGAACAAGCUGCAGGUAUAUCAAAGUAACUGGAGCAGUUCAGUGUUUUCGAGUGACGAAACAGAUAGUUCUGAUCCUGAGUAUACAAGGAGGCCCCCAAGAAGGCAAGCAAAGAACUACAACCUCAGUAUUGCUCAAAUGGCUGAAGCGGGGCCAGCUACAACCUCAGCUGGGAAUUUGGAAUCAGUAAGGCCAAAACGGGGUCGUCCUCGAAAGACUACCAAGCCUAGGAGGCAAACAAGAGCUCGAUUUUCAUAUAGCAACCCUGCUGGAUCGUCAAACCAGACAAAGAAUCUCAAAGAUAGCAGAACUAUAUUGUCAUGGUUGAUUGACCUCCAUAUAGUUGAGGAUAACGCAGCAGUCUUUUAUAACAAUGAGAUAAUGCUGAAGGGGACAAUAAAAAGGGCUGGAAUUUUGUGCACUUGUUGUGAACAAAUGUUUACAGUGUGGAAUUUCGAGGUUCAUGCUAAAAGCGAAUUAAGAAGGCCGUACGAAUAUAUUUUGGUCGAGAGCAAUGGAAACUCCCUCCUCCAAUGCCUGAUGGAUGCAUGGGAGUGCCACAUUGAAUCUGCACCACAAUUUGGAUUCCAUCGUAGCAGGCCCCGAACAGCACCAGCAGACCAGAAUGACGAUUCGUGUAUGAUAUGCGCAGAUGGAGGGGAUUUGAUGUGCUGUGACAAAUGUCCUUCCGCGUUUCACCCUUCAUGCAUGAACAUGGAGAGAGUUCCCGAAGGAGAAUGGGGAUGUUCCUACUGUGUCUGCAUACAUUGUGGACUUGUUCGUGGGAAGUUCCUUACAUGUUCAGUAUGUGAGAAGAAAUUUCAUUGGAGUUGCCCUGCGCCAAAUGAAAUCGAUCUCAAUCUCUCAACUUCAUCAUUUUGCAGUAAGAGCUGUAGCGAGAUUUUUGAGAAAUUGGAGCCGAUGGUUGGGGCCAAGAAUGAUUUAGACAACGGAUAUUCUUGGAGACUUCUCAGGAGAGAAGAUAUAAACUUAAGUGGCCAUACUGAAAAUUUGCACAAAAAAUUAGAAUGCAAUUCCAAGAUCGCAGUGGCAGGGGUCUUGAUGCACCACUGCUUUGAGAACAUCAUCGACCGAUUCACUGGAACAAAUAUUGUUCAGAGUGUAAUACACAGUCAGGAGUAA
Messenger RNA from Prunus armeniaca (apricot), 1167 nucleotides. The record is from the annotation of a GenBank genome assembly. NCBI's taxonomy places the organism in Eukaryota, Viridiplantae, Streptophyta, Magnoliopsida, Rosales, Rosaceae.